Molecule: messenger RNA, 4825 nt
Organism: Scophthalmus maximus (turbot)
Lineage: Eukaryota; Metazoa; Chordata; Actinopteri; Pleuronectiformes; Scophthalmidae
Gene: rinl
Product: Ras and Rab interactor-like
Exons: 11
Coding region: 763-3129 (788 amino acids)
Biological process (GO): vesicle-mediated transport
Cellular component (GO): cytosol; endocytic vesicle
Molecular function (GO): guanyl-nucleotide exchange factor activity; small GTPase binding
Source: RefSeq, a predicted model, not a curated record
UAGAAUAGAUCUUGGGUGUUUGCAGACAAUGGUUUGAACAGAGCGUGCGAGCUGUUGCACGGAAACGUUGACCAAUCAGCAGCGACACCUCGAGCUGCGGUUUCCGUGAGGACUGUUGGACAGCCGGCAAACCAACCUGCAUUUUUUUUUUUUUUUUAAAUACUUGAACCCCCACCCCCUCGACUGUGCAGUCACACAAUACUGAUUAAAAACAUGUAACGCGUUAAGAGCACAGGUCUUCUCAGAGCUGUUGUGGUGAAGCAUUUCACGGGGCCGCUCUGAAGUAUUUUUGGUGGUGCUGCGGAGAGAGAGAAAUAGGCACGAGAAGCUCUUUUAGAGAAAAGACUUAAUGUCUUUUCAUUGUUCACACCAUGCACAGAGCUGGGUUAACCACAUGCAGAGUUGAGGGGAGGGGGAAAGGGGAGGAAGGACGAAGAAGGCGCAACCAUGAGAAGUUUCACGCGAGAGACUGAAAGUGCAUCAAAUGCCAGCAUGAGCAGGGCGCAAGAAGGAGGGCAAACUUGGCAGGCCUACAGCCCUUACCUGAAUUUUGAGACACACAUUUUUUUUCUGCACAGGAUUUGUGUGUGUCUGAGGAGAAUGUGAACUUCCUAUUUUAGUUAGGCCUGGUGGUGUUUUUGACCUCUUAAGCAACAUUUUGUGCUGUGUAGAAAGAAGGAGCUCGAAACAGAAGAUUGCAACAUGUGGAGGAAUUUGCUAAUAGUGUAGAGGGAAGAGGGGACAUGAACUAACUGAACCAACAUGGCAGUUCACAGUUCAGUUAACGGGACGACAGCCAUCCCGUGGAGGGGCAGCAGGAGGAAGCCGUCGCUCCUGGAGCAGCUGAAAGGCUGCCGGGAGGCCUGGUGUCCCGGGGCACCCUGGGAUAGAGAGGGCGCCCACGCCGCUAUCUGUGGAACACCUGCAGGGAGUUUCCUAGUUGUGCGGGACUGUGCGACGUCUCUGCCCAGCCUGCUGUGUGUGUCUGCUGGAAGACAGAAUGAAACCGUCCUUGAUUAUAAUAUCAAAAGCACAGGCACAGCGUUGCAGCUGUCCGAGUCCCGUCUUACUUUCUCUGACCUGGCUCAGCUCGUGUUCUUCUACUCCGUGACCAGGGAUGUGUUGGCCGUGUGUCUGUCAGUUCCUCAGUGGAUCUACGGCGUGACCCACCAGAAUAAAGAUCUUCUCUCUCAGCUUGAACCCAAAACUUGGCUGAGCUCACCGCCUGACCAACAGAUGGAUGAAAUGACCCACAGGGAGUCGGGCACCAUCAUGUGCUCCAUACAGCUGACUUCCACCAACGGGGCCUUGUGUAUCAUCAAUCCCCUCUACAUUCGCGAGCACGGAGAUGAUUGGCUGACCCACAGGGAGAGUCGCGUACAAUACGCCUCGCAGCCGUCAACCUACCGGCGAGAGCGACGCCUCAGCACCACUCGAACGUGGGCAGGGGCGGGGUUACAGAGUAAACGGGCCAUCUCACUGGACCAGGAGCCCGCUGCUGCCAGUAUGGAGAGUUCUGGUCUAACCAGGGCUAAGUCAGCUGAUUCCCCAACCCCGUCAACAACAGCUUCCCCAGCUGGGGUGGUCCUCAGGAGGCCGAGCCGAGAUUCCGCCUGCAGCCCCCCGCACAGGGAAAGCGCUGGGAGCCUGACGUCAUCCACUCCCUCCACACCUGAGAAUUUGAAUUGCGCUUUGUCCGAGCUGCAGCACCACGGCAGCCCAGUGCCCCAAUCUCCUCACAGGGUGUCCUGGAUUGAAGACGGAGUCUGGCUAUCCCCACCCAGACCCUCCUCCUUGCUUCAUCCUCCUCUCGAGCUCGACUCGCUGUCGAUCAGCAGCAUAGAGGAAGAGCAGGAGUCCCAAAUUUCAAGCCCCACACCCCACCACCCGUCGGCACACCGCUUGGCCGACAAGGUCAUACAUCGGCUCUCGGCGGUGGGCCAGGCACUCGGCGGGCUGGUCUGUCAGAAGAAGAGACUCACCAAUCGCGUGCAAGAGCUGAGCGACCGGAAAGGCGGGACAUUUGCAGAGGCUGUGAGAGGAUUCGUGGAGAUGACGCAGAGGGGAGGGACUGAUCCCGGAGGGGUCACAGGGUCAAAUUUCUUACAGGAAGUGAGGUCAUUACUUACGUCCCUGAGGGAAACCCUGUUGGACUACCCAGAAGUCCAGGCGUUGUUGGACAGCAGUACUGAUCUUAGUGACCAAGAAAUGGACUCACUGGUGGAGCUCUCCCUCCACAAAGUGGCUCUGAAGCCCGUCUCCUUUCACCUCUACUCCUGCAUUCGCACCUCCCGCACUAAUGACGGCAGCUUCGAGCGCCUUCAGAGCAACCUGCGCGUGCUGGAAAAGAACGGGGUGGAGGAGCUGGGAGGGUCGCCGGGAGUCGGAGUUCCGGACAGUGUCAGCCUGGAGCGGAUCCAGCAGAGGUGGACGGCAAUGCACGAAGCCUACUCCCCCAACAAGAAGGUCAAGAAUCUGCUCAAAGUCUGCAAGAGCAUCUACCACAGCAUGAGUGCUAAUGCUAGCUCAGGUACAGCAUUUGGAGCAGAUGAUUUUCUGCCCUGCCUGACAUGGGUGCUGCUCCGCAGCGAUGUGGUCACCUUACAGCUGGACACGGAUUACAUGAUGGAGCUGCUGGACCCCACACAGCUGCAGGGAGAAGGUGGCUACUACCUUACAACUCUAUACGCCUCUCUCUACUACGUCAGCAGUUACCGUCCGCGACUGGCAGCUCGUCAGCUCAGCGUGGAAGCGCAACAGUCUCUCAACCAGUGGCAUCGCAGGCGCACCCUGCACUGCAACCAGUCCCGCCGCAGCCACCAUCGACGGACCAUUCGCAGGCAGACGUGUCGCGAGAUUGGGUCGCAGGACACCGACGCAGAGACCGCCAGCAAAGAGGAGACUGGAAAAGAAAAUGAUUCUGUUCGUACCGACGAGUCACGGGAACAGAGUGAAUGCAGCGUGAGGGCUCUGCAACCACUGAGAGAGGAGACGGGGAGAGAACAAGGACACGAGGACCAAUCACAGACGUCUUCUCCGGCGUUGGACCAGCAAGAGGUGAUGAGAAGCAAACAGGAGGACAGACAGACUCUGUGUACAGCAGAAGAAGAGGAACAAGGAGGCGUGUAAUGGAGACGGGAAGAACACAGGAAAUAAAAACAGAUGUUCAAAUUCCAAUGGCGUCAGCAAAUUAUAAAAAAAAAAGGUUUGGCCUUAUUCAGUAUAUUCCGUUAAAUGUUAUAUUUUCCCUCGCAAAAUACUGGACAUCUUUUUUAACUUCAGUUCCUAAAAAUCUUUCAAAUGAUAAAUUUAUUGUAAAGAAGAGUUUAUACAAAACUUUAUAUGUCUGUUUGGGGACCAUAUGCAUAUAUAUCAUAGAAUCAGUGUUAAGUUAUAUGUAUCUGAUAAGUGAUCACCCUGAUGAGUUAAUUCAUCCGUAGAUCCACCUUGUUAUUGUUUUAUUCAUGUGGCAUUUGUGUUUGGAGGUUAAUACAUGAACUGAAAUUCUUUUAUAUACAGUUUAAUUUAAGAAAUAAUGUGAGUUUCCAUAUGUAGAUAUAUUAAUAUAAAAAUAAGGAUUUGCAAAAAAUUAAAAGUCUGCUUUUGUUUUAUGUGCUAUAUGAUAUUUACUAUUUCCAGCAGCUAUUUUCUUCUAAAUAGCUCUGUUUGCCCUAGUCUGUGCUUCUCACAUAUUAUUAUUAUUAUUAUUAUUAUUAUUAUUAGUAGUAGUAGUAGUAGUAGUAGUAGUAUUAUCAAUAAAGAAAAUUAUUUAACUUCAAGUAGAAAAGGCUAGGUGGAGACUGAAACAGAGCCUAAAUUCAAGCAGAAACAUGAAUCCAGUUAUAUAUUUAGUUAAAAUUUGUCUGCUAUAGAGUUAUCAAAAACACCUUUAUAUUACCAAACAGUAGAUAUGUCUUUUUGUUGCCCAAAUAUCUUUCUUUUUCAAACUGAAGCAAAACUGUGUGUUGUUUGUCUUUUUCUGAAAAUAUUGCUGUUGAAAUAUAUUUUGUCCACUAGAGGGCAGCCUUAAACCUCCUGUGAGAUUUACAGCCUUUUGUCCCCUGUAAUGAAUUUAUUUACAGUUUGCAGAAUGUACAGACGUUUGAAUUUUAAUUGAUACAAUAAGAUCAAGAAUUAGAAUUUAUAGUGGGGAAUAUAUUAAUUGGAAAAAAACAAAAACAAAUCAAAUCUGGAUUAGUUUGUGUGAUUUUCUAAAUAUGCUGAGAAAACAUGUCAGGGAAAGCAACAACUGUCCUGCUGGUGAGUCCCAGCAGAUUUGUUUGAAGAUAUUUCCUUUAACACACUAUGCACGCACGCAUGCACACACACAUGCACACACACUUUGAAGUGGCGGUUGUGACUGCAUAUAAGUUCAAACACUGAAAGGAAUUGAAGUUGUGGCCCCGACCAGAUUACAUGUUGGAGAUACAGACGAAGCUCUGAAAAGAGUUGAAGCGGCAGAUGAGAAAUUAAUUUACAAAACAGAAUUAGAAGUAAACAUUUUAAAGGUGCUGCAGUGAUGGUUGAGGCAAGCAGCUGAAUAUGAACUUUGAAUGGCAUGUUUAUUGUUUUUACUUCCCUCUACCCUUUAUUACUCUAACUGUAAAUUCAGCUGUUACUCCCACAUCAGUUCAUAUUCUAACUCUUAUUCCUAUCUUGUCCUUUAUUGUCUUUUUUAAAAAUACAUGUCGGGUGGGGAAAGUGCUGUAUAGGGAAACCAGUUGAGGUUAAACCGCUUCAAAUACUUCUAGUGGCAGUUGAAGCAAAUGAAUAUUAACUUGAAGUUUUCCCAGACAUUUCCAUAUUAUAUGAACUGUACAUAGUG